Molecule: messenger RNA, 3385 nt
Organism: Sebastes umbrosus (honeycomb rockfish)
Lineage: Eukaryota; Metazoa; Chordata; Actinopteri; Perciformes; Sebastidae
Gene: slc30a2
Product: solute carrier family 30 member 2
Exons: 8
Coding region: 268-1473 (401 amino acids)
Biological process (GO): response to zinc ion; zinc ion transmembrane transport
Cellular component (GO): plasma membrane
Molecular function (GO): zinc ion transmembrane transporter activity
Source: RefSeq, a predicted model, not a curated record
UAUUAACGGUAUGGGGUUAGUAGUGAUGAAGAGUCUUGGUCUCGGAGAUGGGACGGAGUUUUCCCGCCUCUAGAUCAGAGCGGACUCAGCUCGUCCUGCAGCAGCUUCCUCAGAGAAAACACCGAGAUCCGCUUCACUUCAUUCACUGACUGAGAGACGAGAGAGAACCGGACAGAGAACCGGGAGAGAGAGACGGGACAGAGACCGGACAGAGACCGGCUGCAGGCGGGACACCGGAUUACAUACCGGAUCAUAUAACCGGAUCUUAUGAUGGAUAAUAACGCUGCAAACUCAGAGAAAUGUCAUCUGAUCCAGGAGAAGAGCGGGAAGAUGUACUCUCUGAAACUCCAGAGCUCUUUCCCAGAUUCCAAAGAGAAAUAUCCCGACUUCCCCUUUAAGAACGGAGGCGUGGCCGGCGCCAUCGAGCUGAAGCGACCCGUCGGCGCCCACUGCCACGGCGCCAAAGCUUCGACGCGGGACGAGAGCGGCGACCGUCUGCUCGCCAAGAAGAAACUCUACAUCGCUUCGGCCGUCUGCCUCGUCUUCAUGAUCGGAGAGGUCAUAGGAGGCUACCUGGCUCACAGUCUGGCCAUCAUGACCGACGCCGCUCACCUGCUGACGGACUUUGGCAGCAUGAUGGUGAGCCUGUUCUCUCUGUGGAUCUCCUCCAGACCGCCAACCAAGACCAUGAACUACGGCUGGCACAGAUCAGAGAUCCUCGGGGCGUUCAUCUCAGUCAUUUCCAUCUGGAUCGUGACGGGAGCGCUGGUCUAUUUAGCCAUCGAGAGGAUCGUACGCAACGACUACGAGAUCGACGGCCACGUGAUGUUGGUCACCUCCGGCUGCGCCGUCAUCGUCAAUAUAGUCAUGGCGUACAUCCUCCAUCACUCCACCACCUUCCACGCCCACGGCAGCGGUUACCACCAGAUCGACGAGGGCAGCCAGAGUCCCGCCGCUCACGGCCACUCCCACGCGCUCCUCGGUGGCCACGCCAACACCAGCGUCCGCGCCGCCUUCAUCCACGUGGUCGGAGACCUGCUGCAGAGCGUCGGCGUCAUGGUGGCGGCGAUCAUCAUCUACUUUCGGCCGGAGUAUAAAGUGGCCGAUCCCAUCUGUACCUUCCUGUUCUCCGUCUUCGUCCUCUGCACCACCGUCACCAUCCUCAGAGACGUCUUCAGGAUCCUCAUGGAAGGCGCUCCUAAAGGAAUCGAGUUUAACUCGGUGAAGGAGGUUCUGCUGUCAGUGAAGGCCGUGAAGUCCAUGCACUCUCUGCACCUCUGGGCUCUGACUCUGGGCCAGGCGCUGGUCUCUGUUCACGUUGCCAUAGAUGAGGGUGCUGACGCUCAGUCGGUGCUGCAGGAAGCCACCGAUCUGCUUCACACCAAGUUUGGUUUCCACAGCAUCACCAUCCAGGUGGAGCUCUACUCUGAAGACAUGAGCCACUGCUCCCACUGCCAGGACCCCAGUGACUGAUACCGGUACCGGUACCGGUCUCGGUACUGGACCAGACUGGACCGGACAGGAACGUGGAACAGCUCAGGCAUUAUUUUUCAUAGUGUCUGGGAGAGCUGGAGCAGUGACAGCUGUAUUCACACGGCAGCUUCCUGUUUCAGGAAGAGAGACGUUCUGUUACAUCUGUUGAGUUCAACAUUAAGUCACCAGACGGAGAAAUCAUCCAUGUGUUGGUAGGAGAGCGCUGACGGAGAAAUCAUCCAUGUGUUGGUAGGAGAGCGCUGACGGAGAAAUCAUCCAUGUGUUGGUAGGAGAGUCAAUUCACCAUAAUCAAAGUAUGACAUCAUUAACCAUUUGAAGACAUUAUAUUAAUAUGUGUUUCCUUCAUGGUGUCAUUAACAUCAGAGUUUCUGGGGACCAUGAGAACCAGCCGGUUCAUUAUUAUUAUUCUUAUUGGACAUGACGCCUGUAAUGUUUCUAUUAAAGUGUUGAUGUUGUUCGUUGAUCUCUACGAAAAGAAGUUCUGAUCCAAACACGUGCAUGUUUGUUAGCUGUUAUUAAUAAUAUCACAACACACAGUAAGAAGUUUCCUGUUCAACUGCCAAUCAGAACGUCGAUACGCCACAUCGAUACGUUGAUACGUUGAUACGCCACGUCGAUACGUUUAUACGUUGAUACGCCACGUCGAUACGUUGAUACGUUGAUACGCCACGUCGAUACGUUUAUACGUUGAUACGCCACGUCGAUACGUUGAUACGCCAUGUUGAUACGUUGCUACGUUGCUAUGUUGAUACGCCAUGUUGAUACGCCAUGUUGAUACGUUGCUACGUUGAUACGCCACGUCGAUACGUUGAUACGUUGAUACGCCACGUCGAUACGUUGAUACGCCAUGUUGAUACGUUGCUACGUUGCUACGUUGAUACGUUGAUACGUUGAUACGUUGAUACGUUGAUAUGCCACGUUGAUACGUUGAUACGUUGCUACGUUGCUACGUUGAUACGCCAUGUUGAUACGCCAUGUUGAUACGUUGAUACGUUGAUACGCCAUGUUGAUACGUUGAUACGUUGAUACGUUGAUACGCCAUGUUGAUACGUUGAUACGUUGCUACGUUGAUACGUUGAUACGUUGAUACGCCAUGUUGAUACGUUGCUACGUUGAUACGCCAUGUUGAUACGUUGCUACGUUGAUACGUUGAUACGCCACGUUGAUACGUUGCUACGUUGAUACGCCAUGUUGAUACGUUGCUACGUUGAUACGUUGAUACGUUGAUACGCCAUGUUGAUACGUUGCUACGUUGCUACGUUGAUACGUUGAUACGCCAUGUUGAUACGCCAUGUUGAUACGUUGCUACGUUGAUACGCCAUGUUGAUACGUUGCUACGUUGAUACGUUGAUACGUUGAUACGCCACGCGGACGAUUCAUCACAGAAAAGAUAUCGGCUUCAAACAUUCGAUAUUUUCACCAGUUUCUAAGGAGAUCCUGUGAAUUUAUUAAAAACAUGUUUCCUUUUGAAGUAAUGAGAAUAUAAACAUGGAGCCAACAGCUGCGUUAAAACAAACUGAAAGCAUCGUUUUGAUAUCCUGAACAUCUGAAGUCUGUCUUUAACCUGUUCAUCCAUCCCGUAAACGCAGCGCUCCCGUGUGUUCCCUGUGGAUGUCUGCUGUCUGAGAAUGCUCCGUGUCGUACCGUCCGUGUCCGUUAUUCUCUGUGUGACUGUUUGUUGUAAAUAUGUCAAAUAUUGUGUUUUUUCUGUGUAUGAUUUUUGUGUAUAUUAUAUUAUGUGUAAAUAUGUUCAUCUCUCUCGUACGAUCGCUCCUGUUGCUCUGCGUGUUCCGGUGAUGUGACACAAAUCCACGUGUGAUGUUUCAUAUUUCAUUUCUAUGUGUGGAAAGAGUUUUUGUAAAGUGAAAUAAAAGAUUGCAGAUGAUGGAAA